Molecule: messenger RNA, 1332 nt
Organism: Betta splendens (Siamese fighting fish)
Lineage: Eukaryota; Metazoa; Chordata; Actinopteri; Anabantiformes; Osphronemidae
Gene: jagn1a
Product: jagunal homolog 1a
Exons: 3
Coding region: 146-697 (183 amino acids)
Biological process (GO): granulocyte colony-stimulating factor signaling pathway; vesicle-mediated transport; endoplasmic reticulum organization
Cellular component (GO): endoplasmic reticulum membrane
Source: RefSeq, a predicted model, not a curated record
CUAGGGGGAGGGUGUAGGGCGGCUUUGUGCGCAUGCGUGCAGCUAUCACUAUGCAUUGAGCAUCCGUUUUGUUUAGCUUUAGAUCUAUUUCAACAAGGACGACUUAACAGACGCGAGGAAAGACGCAUAUUAAGUUUCUCUCAACAUGACAUCCCGCGUAGGUUCCAGAGUCGCUGGCAUCAAUGGAAGUGACUUUAAACACAGAGAGAGGGUGGCUCCACUUUAUCAAAUGAGUGCUUCUAUGAAGUCAGAGGUGCGGAAGUUAAACUUGGUCCAUCUUCUCAUCUGGCUCCUGUUGGCAGCGCAGGUCAUGGUCAGCCACUUCAACCUGGUGUCACAUGACACAGUGUCCAUGCCAUACCAGUGGGAGUACCCCUACCUGCUCAGUCUCAUCCCUCUAUUCUGCAGCAGCUUGUCAUUACCAAAAAACAAUAUCAGUUAUCUGGUUAUAUCCAUGAUUAGCUCAGGGCUAUUUUCUGUAGCGCCUCUAAUUUAUGGUGGAAUGGAGAUGUUUCCUGUAGCGCAGCAGCUUUACCGCCAUGGAAAGGCUUAUCGAUUUAUUUUUGGCUUCUCUGCAGUGACUGUUAUGUAUCUCAUCAUGGUGGUCGCAGUUCAAGUGCACGCCUGGCAAAUAUAUUACAUGAAAAAGCUUUUAGAUUCAUGGUUUAAUGCCACUCAGGAGAAGAAGAAAAAAUAAUGUAGUGAAGAAAGCUGUAACUACACAAAUCUGUCUUUAUCCUAAUUUAUAUUUACAUUGUAAAUUCAGUUCCUUCUUAUUACAUCAUUAUUUCUAUUAUUAUCACCACUAAGGCUCUAGCAGGGCAAUCAGAAGAGGCAUCAAAGUACCAUCCAUGAACAUGCAUUCAUGUUGCAGUCAUCUAGCGCAGACUAUACCUUUAAACAGAAUAAAUAUAAAUGUGUUUGUUCUUAUACAACAAUGAAGGCAGCAACUAUUCCAAUAUGUACAGCACAGUGAAAAGGAUUUAGGAACUUUAGAGUCUUCUGUUACACACUGUCACCAGUGAGCCUUUGGCCAUGAAACCAAUCAUUCCAUCCAUUCCAACAGUAUUCAUCCUCACCUUACUCUUAGUGCCUAAAAUCUUGCACAGUGCUGUAUAUAUUGAUAAGAAAUGGAAAUUGUGUGUGUUAAACGAAGUUCUUGGUUUUUUCUAUUGUUGCAGAUGCUCUCUUUUUUGCAUCUAGCUCUCAUUUUCAAUGUCUGAAUCAGUUUUUUUGUUUUCAUUCAACGCCAGAAAGUCUAUAUAUUGAGGCUUUGUAUAAACCUUAAAUAUGCAUUGUAAACCAAAUAAAAGCAUAGUGUCCAACUUUGAA